AUGCAGAAAAAUAUCUAUUACUCGGAUAAAUACUAUGAUGAUGAAUUUGAGUAUAGGCAUGUUGUCCUUCCUAGAGAAAUGGUUAAAUUAGUACCUAAAACACAUUUAAUGUCUGAAGAAGAAUGGAGAGGAAUUGGUGUUCAACAAAGUCGAGGAUGGGUCCAUUAUAUGAUACAUUUACCAGAGCCUCACAUUCUACUGUUCAAAAGGCCCAUUACCACACCCCAAUAA
Molecule: messenger RNA, 231 nt
Organism: Psylliodes chrysocephalus
Lineage: Eukaryota; Metazoa; Arthropoda; Insecta; Coleoptera; Chrysomelidae
Source: the annotation of a GenBank genome assembly